AUGGAGGAAGAUAGAAUUUCUGAAGAUGUUUUGAAGGCUCUACGUAUAAUUUGGAAAAUUAAUAUUCUGCCAAAAUGGAAGGUUUUCAUGUGGAAACUUAUGUACGGAGGCUUAGCUGUUAAUCAUAACCUGGAAAGGAGAGGCUUUGAUAUUAGCAAUCAUUGUGGCUAUUGUGGGUGUGAGGACGAGUCCUUACAGCAUGUUUUCCAGACUUGUAGUGUGGCUAGAUUGGCAUGGUCAGUUUACCGAAUACAAGUCCACUUGAAUGAUAAUGAAUCCAUAAGCUUUACUACAUGGAUUCAGAGACAUAUCCUGCUCUAUUAUAGCAAGGAUUCAGCAGAGAACACCAAGCUCGAAGCCUUUGUCGCCAUGCUUUGGAGCUUGUGGGUCACUAGGAAUGGAAGGGUUUUUCGAAACCUGGGGGGUCAUGCAAGGUCUGUUUUAAUUCAAACUGAGGAGGAAAUGAAACUCUUGCGAUCAUUCCAACAAGGAUACAGAUGGGAGGGCAUGGGCAAUCAGUCAAAGGACAAGGACCCUUUUCAUCCCCCAGGCUUUCUCUUGGUCAGUUUGGGUAGGAACAAGGAUUUUUUUCCUAACUUUGUUUUGCAGGUUGAUGGCUCGUGGGCAAAGAAAACAAAGAAGGUUGGCUGGGGAUGGGCGUACAAAGAUGGUACGGAAGACAAUAAUUGCUAUAGGGAUGGAGGAGGGAGCUACGGGCGUACUUCUACAGCUUUCCAAGCAGAGGUCAAGGCUUGCCUACACGCUAUGCAAUGGGCAAAGGAGCAGAACAUUAAUGAGGUUAUGCUACUCACAGAUUCCAACAACUUGGUGAUGAACUUGAAGCUUAACAAGGAUGGUAUAGUCGUCCAGACUAUCUGGGAUAUCAACGAAAUCAAGAGACUAGCAGCAACGUUCAACACAUGCAUAAUUCUAAAGGCAGACAGGGAUAGAGUGGGAAGUGCUCAUAAUAUUGCUAACAAGUGCAGGAAGGAAGGGUUGAGUUUUCGUAAUAGAAUAUAG
This is a messenger RNA of Spinacia oleracea (spinach), 1020 nucleotides long. RefSeq lists its product as uncharacterized. The coding region runs from base 1 to 1020 and encodes 339 amino acids. Gene Ontology annotation, molecular function: nucleic acid binding; RNA-DNA hybrid ribonuclease activity. The transcript has a single exon. The record is from RefSeq and is a predicted model, not a curated record. Lineage: Eukaryota; Viridiplantae; Streptophyta; Magnoliopsida; Caryophyllales; Amaranthaceae.